This is a messenger RNA of Symbiodinium necroappetens, 1074 nucleotides long. The record is from the annotation of a GenBank genome assembly. NCBI's taxonomy places the organism in Eukaryota, Dinophyceae, Suessiales, Symbiodiniaceae.
AUGACUCUUGGCCUCAUCGUGUUUUCUUCCAGCUUCCUUGGGCUCUUUGUGGCUGCGGCCUUGGCAUCCCAUUCCUUCUGGGAGUUUCUGUGCGCAAGUCUGCUUUGGCCAGCAGUGCUUCUCUGGCUGAACUGGUGCGUCCUGGUCCCAGGAAAAGGGCCGAAAGGCAGACGACGAUUGGAGACGGCGCUGGGCUGUUUGGGGCUCCUUUUGGCCCCCAUCUGUGUGGAGGCGACGCGGCGUGGGCCUGGGCGAAUCGUUGGAAUCUCGGAAUCCGCAGCGGCGAUCCUCUGCUCAGUACGGGCGCUGCAGCUUUUGGGCCGCCUGGAAGCCGAAGACGAGGCGAAGGCAGCCUGCGAGCAGCGUUCUCCUCCUGGGACGCCUGCCUGGGGACGCUGGCGCCGCUUCUAUCAAAUGGCAUGUCUCAGUUGGCACGACAUGGACCGCGUGAAGGCACUCGACACUCCCAGGGAGCAUCAAAGCCACUACCAGAGCACGCUGAAGGAGCUACUCCUCGCAGCCUUGGGGCUUGCAGCCUGUGCGCUCGCUUUGCACAUCCUGCCCAGCAACUCUGCAUUUGCCAGCAUUGGCUUAGGCAUCGUGAAGCUGUUGAUUUGCGGAUUCGGAGCUGGCAGCGUCGUGUUUGGGUUCUACACCUUUGAUCGCGCCUACUUGUUUCUCCUCUCUUACUUCAACAAGUUGAGUGUGCACUCCAUUUUCGGACCUGUCUUGUGGCAAUCCAGGACCAUCAAAGACUUCUGGAGGCAGUGGAAUCUGCCGGUGCAAAGGAUGCUCUUAAAGGGCGUCUUUGUACCCUUGCGAAACAUGGGCUACUCCAAGGGAUGCUGCGGGUUUUUGGUCUUCCUGGCCUCUGGGCUUGGGCAUGCCUGGCCUUUUUGGUGUGUGGGAGCUCCUUUGUGGCAGACGCUGAUGAUGCUCCUCUUCUUCGUCAUGCAAAGCAUCCCACUUCAGCUGGAGUCCAAAUUGCAGAUCCAAGGCCGAGCCUGGGUCUACUCCGUUGAAGUGCUCCUGUCACCUCUUUUCGUUUGGCCUCUGCUGCACGCCUUUGCUUAG